UUCUUGCAUAAAAGGUCAGGUGGCACUACAUAUGACGUAAAUUUCGCAGACUCCAUUUUCGUGGUUUUUGGGUUGUCUUCGCGAUCGCUGAACAUUCGAUACUUUUACUCGUAAUUAGUGUUUUUAGUGUUCGUUUGUAAAUCAUUUAGUUGAAAGUGAUCAGAGGCUAUAAAGACACCAACCAUCAUGUUCCUCGUAAGUUGGUUUACAGAUAUGCUGGCAUAUCUGGGUCUAUGGAAGAAGAGUGGGAAGUUGGUGUUUCUUGGUCUAGACAAUGCUGGGAAGACGACGUUACUACACAUGCUGAAGGAUGGGAGAAUGGCGCAGCAUGUUCCAACAUUACACCCCACAUCAGAAACAUUAAGCAUGGGGUCCUUAUCCUUCACGACCUUUGACCUGGGAGGUCACGAGCAGGCGCGGCGGGUCUGGAAGGACUACCUACCGGCCAUCAACGGUAUUGUGUUCCUCAUAGAUGCUGCAGACCCAAGCAGAUUCGCCGAAGCAAAGGCAGAGCUUGAUGGUCUGAUGACAGACGAGGCAGUGGCCAAUGCCCCAGUACUGAUCCUGGGCAAUAAGAUUGACGUCCCCACAGCUUGCAGUGAAGAUCACAUCAGGAAUUGCUUUGGCCUCAUUCAGCAGACGACAGGAAAGGGAAACAUACCUCAAAAAGACUUGCCAGGACGUCCCGUGGAGCUGUUCAUGUGCAGUGUUCUCAAGAAACAAGGCUACGGUGAGGGUUUCAAAUGGAUGGCACAGUACAUAUAGCACAGUCGUCUAUCCUAGCAUAACUCAAAGAACCUUUUUUUGUAAGUUAAAGAAAAAAACAAAACAAACGAAUGAACUUGUUAUAUGCGAUUGAACUUCCGGAACGACCACAAGCCGAGAUUGCUUCCUGACAAAAUUUCAGACGAGUCUUGAAGCUCCGACUGAGAAACCGACGUAGGUGAAGUGUAUGCAGCUUGUGUCUUCUGGUCCAGUGGUUCAGCGUUUUUUUUCCAAAGACUGAAUGAAUAUUUUAAAGAAGCAUCGAGGAGUGGGAAAUUAACAAAAGCAUUGUAAAUUCUGCAACUGGAGAUAAUGGCUGAUUAUGUUCCACAUACGUGUAUGGUGUACCCAUCGAGCAGGCAACGCUAGCUUUUCAAGCCUCAUCAUGGGAUUGGAAUUAAGAUUUGGAGACCGCAGUUGGAGUUGGAUGCCGCAGUGCCAUUGCCACACUGGAAAUGGCAGACAGCAACUACACGUUCUGUAGACUUGCUUGGCCUAGUUUGACUGGCAGCUCAACCCCAUGUCAUUCAAGAAGUGAGCAGUGUUCUUCUACUCAUCUUUACAUAGAUUUGCCACAUGAUAAGGCUUCCUUGGACUUUUUAUUUUGAUGGGGUGGGUUUGAAGAAAUUAGAAGACUUGGCACUUCUCAAAUCUAUGCCAUAUGAUUGUGAUUACACCAUUCCCAAUUUUCUUGCUAAGCACACUAUUUGCUAAAAAAAAGGAAAGAAAAUGUGCUAAACAGACAUGUUUGCUGAGCAAAGAAAAUAAUUGCUGCAAAAUUGUAUACAGAUAAUGAAUGUUUAUAAGUGCAAUGCUAAGAAUAAUUUCAUGAGGUGACAGAUUGAAUGUUCCAUGCCACAAGGCGAAGCCAAGUGUAAUGGAACAUUCAUUCCAUCUGUCACCGAAUGAAACUAUUCUUUCCAUUGCACGAAUGUGAAACAUUCAUUACUUGUUUUACACAAAACCUGAAUACAUCCUCUUCAUCUGAUUGGUCGGAGCCAGCAACGAGUGUGACCGUGUAAUGGAACUUCUAUUUACCGUGGAAUACAACUUCUAUUUUUGCGGUAGGGACAAAUAAUUCAAUGACGUGUGAGCAACGACCCACCAAUCAGAUGACAGGGACUUAUUCAGGCGUUGUAUUAAAGAGAACAUCUCACAUUAUCCAAAUUUGUUAUUUGUGGAUGCAGGAGUCUGUAAAGUAAAAUGUCACCCACCAUUUCAUUUUCAUACAAAAAAACAUGAUUCUGCUGUUUUCAAAAAAAAAAAAUCUACUUUGAAUAUGGGAUCUCAAAUCGCCUUUUUGUCAGAAACUGCUUUGUAUUUGGUGGGCUAAAGGGAACCCUUAGUUUCUUAAAACAUUUGAUUCCCAAUUCCAGAUGACCCAAAUUUUAACUGUAAUAUUUAUGUGCUAACAUGUACUCCUGUAGUUUAUGAAAUGUUCAGAAAAGGGAUAUAAAGUGUGAAAACAUGUGCAUGUGUUUAAGUACUCACUGCAUAAAUAAAUUUUACUGCAGCAAACUCGGUACAACAAAUACGUAUCUGCUUCACUAAGUUUCAAAACUCUAAUCCAAAACACAGGAUUAUGAUGCAUACUUGCUCUUUUGGGGGUCAAUGAGAGAUCAUUUUGCGACUUUAAAAUGAAAGUUUGUAAUUUGGUCGCCAGAAAUGAGACCAAAUUGGCCAAAUUCUUUUGAGUUCCCGCUAAACAUAUGCAGUGCCUGAAUGAUUUUCAACUCUUAAAAAAUACUUUUGAAGUCCUGCAAGACGUAAACGAUGAAGUGGCUUGUGAUUCUGCAAUCGCUGCAAGGAUCUGUAACGCUUUUUUUUAUGUGGUUGUUGUGUAUGCAAAUAGUCCUGUUUAUUUAUAUUUGUCAGUGAUUAACGUUACUUGCAUAUGCACUCAAGCUAUUAAAUCUUAAAUCCUUCUGUUUGUGUGCAUUUUAACUUGUUUUAAUUUGGUUGUUUUACUUACCAUUUCUCGUACUUUUUCCAAUUCCCAUGUAGGUGCUUUAAAUUAUAUUGACCCCAUACAUAGCAGCAUGUGAUUCUCAAAGUAAGUUUAUCGGAGAUAAGAACAGAUCAAUGUGCAACAGUAUACAAUGUAUAUGGGUGGCAGUUCACAAACAGUAAACAUCAAUCACAUUUUUCAAAGGCGAACUUUUUGGGACACAGGACUGACAGAUUCUUUGGGAAUGAUAAAUUAGUGGUCAAAGUCCGAGGGAUGACACUUCAGCAAGUCUUUAACCGGAAGUCUUUGCCCUUUUCUGUUUGUGUUUGUUCACGGUUGCUCAACUUUGUAUCCUAAUAAAUACAUGUACAGUGUUGGAACAAUUGAUGUGCCUCACAAGCGAAUGAUUGUACAUUAUUACAAUUGCUAAUUUGACUGCCAAACAAAAUCAGUUAAAUACAUGUUUUUUUUUAUACAUGUACUAGUAAAGUGUGCUUGCAGGUCUUGGAAGCUCAGAUUAGCGUUGUUGCACCUUAAAAACAAAACAGACAAAAUAGACUCAAACUGCUAGCCUACGCAUAGUGUACUUCCAUUAGAAUCAUGUUAUGCAAUUUGUUCAGGUUUUAUUCGAUCCAGUUGAUAAUAUCCGCUGUUAGUUACAUUUGAUAAAUUUAAUGUGUGUUUAUGGUUUUCAAACCUGCAUUUGAAUUUCGUUUUUCCAAGCCAAAUUGUUCAGGUAAUGUUUUGUACUGUGCACAAAUCCAGCAAUUAUUCUGAACUCUUCAUUCUGAGCAAAAAUUCUCGUCAACCUUUCCGGACUAUCAAAUUUUCCUUUGACAAAAUUCAUCCAGAUUUUAUUUUAUCUUAUGUUUAUUCCUUAAUAUUGUACAACAUGUAUUUUUCCAAAUUAUUAUUUUAUCAGUAAAUUUAUUGUAUGUUUAUAUGCUUACGGUUUAGGUCUAAAAUGCCUUGAUUGAAUAAAGUGUAAUCCUUCACAUCUUUAGAAAGUAGGUAUAGACUGUCGUUUUGUUUUCGGUUUUUAUUUUUCUUAAAAUGGGAAUGCAGAUUGCAAUCCACACCAAGCCCAAAUUCAGAGACCAUUUUGCAGAUGUGCCCACCUCAAUUGGAGAAAUAGUAUUCCCAAUGCUUGCCUGUGUUCAUUUUAGGCCAAUUGUAUGUUCCGAAAAAUGUGCGCUGAGAUCAGAAAUUUAAAUUUAACCAUUGUAAUCCAUACUCACUUGCAGUAAUUGACAUAGUGUACAAUACUUGAGCAGGGAACUUCUCAUUUUAAAAGGUCUAGUAAAACCUUUUUCAUUAUUUUUUUUUUGGGGGGGAAAUCAUUUUUUUCUUAAAAAUAUGUAUGUAUGUAAAUUAAAAAAACCAAUAAUGGCAAAUGUGCCAGUUGGAAUUGGAAUAAAAUGUCAGUAAUAUUGCAACCUUA
Patiria miniata (bat star) is the source of this 4154-nucleotide messenger RNA. Its product is annotated as GTP-binding protein SAR1b-like. Gene Ontology annotation, molecular function: GTPase activity; GTP binding. The coding region runs from base 187 to 765 and encodes 192 amino acids. The record is from RefSeq and is a predicted model, not a curated record. Lineage: Eukaryota; Metazoa; Echinodermata; Asteroidea; Valvatida; Asterinidae. Gene Ontology annotation, biological process: intracellular protein transport; vesicle organization; endoplasmic reticulum to Golgi vesicle-mediated transport. The transcript has 6 exons. Gene Ontology annotation, cellular component: COPII vesicle coat; endoplasmic reticulum exit site.